This is a messenger RNA of Cryptomeria japonica (Japanese cedar), 2296 nucleotides long. Its product is annotated as probable rhamnogalacturonate lyase B. The transcript is spliced from 15 exons. Gene Ontology annotation, biological process: carbohydrate metabolic process. Gene Ontology annotation, molecular function: carbohydrate binding; catalytic activity. Lineage: Eukaryota; Viridiplantae; Streptophyta; Pinopsida; Cupressales; Cupressaceae. Bases 195 to 2102 code for a protein of 635 amino acids. The record is from RefSeq and is a predicted model, not a curated record.
UCCCUAUAAAACUGCUUCGUUCAGAGUCGAUAUAUUUCACGUCAACUGUUGAGGAUUAGUUAGCUUUCAAGCUCAGGACCAAAAAAAACAAUAUCAGGUGUUAAAAGCAGAGCCUACAGCCUGGUGCUGGUGGGAGGAUACAGAGCUUGUAUAAUUCCCAUUCUCUGCCACACCAAUCGACAAUUCAUUGUGUAAUGGAGAGCGGAGACGUGGUGUUGAGUAUUUUCGACAGUCAUGUGGUAUUGGACAAUGGUAUUGUAAUGGUGACAUUGUCGAAACCAGGAGGAUGCGUGACCGACAUUCAAUAUGGCGGUAUAAUCAACUUAAUGGAGACUCUCAAUUUGGAAUCACACAGAGGGUACUGGGAUCUCAACUGGAACGAACCAGGAGGUCCACUGCAAUCUGAUUUGAUCCAGGGAAGAGAAUUUAGUGUUGUGGUGGAGACACCAGACCAGGUGGAGGUAUCGUUUGUUCGAAACUGGGACUCUGUCUCUUCACCGCCCACAGAUAUUCCUCUAAAUAUAGACAUAAGGUAUAUUUUACUCCGAGGGAGUUCAGGGUUCUACGCGUAUGCUAUCUAUCAGCGGCCGUCGGGAUUUCCCGAUUGCGAUCUUGUGCAGACUCGAAUGGUGUUUAGACUAAGCAAAGACAAAUUUCAGUACAUGGCAAUAGCAGACGACAAACAGAGAGUAAUGGCUAUAGAAGACGAUAGAUCACCAGGGAGAUGCCAAAAGCUUGCCUAUCCAGAAGCUGUUCUGCUCACUAAUCCAAUAAACCCGGCGCUUAAGGGCCAGGUGGAUGACAAGUAUCAAUAUUCAUUGGAUAAUAAGGAUGGAGGAGUUCAUGGAUGGAUUAGCUUUGAUCCUAUGGUUGGUUUUUGGAUUAUUUUUCCAAGUCACGAGUUUCGAAAUGGAGGGCCUACAAAGCAGAAUUUGACACUACAUGCAGGACCCAUUUGCCUUGCUAUGUUUCAUAGUGGUCAUUAUAUUGGCGACAACUCUUGCAAAUUCCGUAAUGGAGAGGCAUGGAUGAAGGUUCUUGGUCCAUUUUAUGUGCACUUGAAUUCAUCUUCAGAAUUUGUAGAUCCAUUUUUACUCUGGAAUGAUGCAAAGCAGCAGAGGCUUUAUGAAGAACAAAGCUGGCCAUACUAUUUCCCUGCUUCCCCUAAUUUUCUAAAGAAAGAGGAACGAUGUUCUAUCUCUGGAAGAUUUUUGGUUGAUGAUAGAUUUAUUUCUACGCAAAUCUUUCCUGCUGAUUCUGCAUACAUUGGGUUGGCUGCUCCUGGUGAGGCUGGAUCUUGGCAAAAGGAAAGUAAGGGUUAUCAAUUCUGGACGAAGACUGAUCAAAAUGGAUAUUUUCAAAUUGUUAAUAUCAAUGCUGGCGAGUAUAAUAUAUAUGGAUGGGUACCAAAUGUAGUUGGUGAUUACAAGAAUGAGAUUGCUCUUCAACUCUCCCCAGGUUCAUCCACUGAUCUUGGUGAUUUGAUAUACAAACCACCAAGAAAUGGACCAACUUUAUGGGAAAUUGGCAUUGCUGAUAGAACUGCUUUGGAAUUCAAUGUUCCAGAUCCAAUACCAAAGUUUAUCAAUAGCCUAUAUAUAAAUCACCCUGAAAAGUUUCGUCAAUAUGGACUUUGGGAAAGGUAUGCAGAUUUGUAUCCUGAAAAUGAUCUAGUUUAUACAGUUGGGAUUAGUGACUACACCAAAGAUUGGUUUUUCGCUCACGUUACCAGGAAGAGAAAUGAUGGGACAUAUCAAGGAACAACAUGGCAAAUCAAAUUUCAAAUUAAUACAUUGAUUCAAAUUGGGUUUUAUACGUUGUUCAUAUCAAUUGCAUCCCCAACACGUUCUAUUCUUCAGGUGCGAUGCAAUGAUCCAAAAGUAGAGCCUCCUCAUUUUGAGACUCCACUAAUUGGACAAGACAAUUCAGUAGCUCGACAUGGAAUUCAUGGAUUUUACCAACUUUUCAUGAUGCAAAUAAAUCCUUAUUGGUUGGUACAUGGGAAUAAUACAUUAUUCCUCACACAAAGGGUGAAUACAGGUCCAUUUAAUGGCAUUUUAUAUGACUAUAUACGAUUAGAGGAGCCUGAUGUGCCAUAUUAAGGAAUCAAGGUCAAUAUUUAUUGAUGAACAUAUUUUAUAUGAUUAUGAUGCUUUUACAAGGCACGUCCUUGAUGGGAAUAAAAUAUCUUUAAAUGUUUGGAAGGAUCUCUUAGUUUUUAAUGUUUUUAUUGUAAAUAUUAAAAUCAAAACAUCUUAAUUCUAAUCAAUCAACAUAAUUAUAGUGUUGUGUCCAA